AUGAUAGACUCAAAACAGCAGCACAAUGGUCUGCCUUCUACAUUUUUAGGUCAGUCUGGAAUAGGAUAUAAAAUAUGUGAUAGACUUGGAGCAGGAAGCGCUUCGGUGGUUUUCAGAUGUAAAUCAGUGGGGAGAGUGCGAGAAGAUGGAAUAAUGAUGCCGAUAGAUGAGGCGUACUUUGCUGUCAAGAUUAUUGAUAUGAAGUCUAUAUAUUUGACUCCAGAUUUUAAGGAUAAGAAAAAUAAGUUAUUGGAAGAGGCAAUGAUCUUACAAAAAUUAAGACACCCGAAUAUUGUAAGUUUGAUUGAUUUUUCAGACUCUGGGGACACAUUUUAUUUGGUUAUGGAUUUGGUUCAAGGAGGAGAGCUUUUUUACAAAAUUGUUGAAUGUGGUUCACUUUCAGAAUCCAGUGCAAGAUUUAUAUUAAAACAAGUUGUAGAAGCUUUGAUGUAUAUGCAUCAAAAGGAGAUAAUUCACCGUGACUUGAAACCUGAAAAUAUUUUGAUUGAUAAAUCUUACCCUGGAGGAUAUUUUAUUAUUAAGGUUGCUGACUUUGGAGUCGCAAAAUUUUUAAGACAUGGUUAUACUCAAGCAAGAACUUUAGUUGGUACUCCACAAUAUUGGGCUCCAGAGGUGCUUAGUGUUUCCAAUGGUGGAGAGUCUUAUGGUACAGAAGCAGAUUUGUGGUCUUUGGGUGUCUUGUUUUAUGUAAUGCUUGGCGGAGCUUUUCCAUUUGAUGAGAGAAAAGGUAAUUUAGAACGUUUAAUUAAAGAAGGGAAUUAUCAUUUUAGAUAUCCUCGUUUUAAAAGAGUAGGUGAACAGGCUAAACAGCUAAUUAGAAGAUUAUUAACGGUAGAUCCAAGCCAAAGGAUGACACUUUGCGAGUUAAAACAGGAUCCUUGGAUGAAUAUUAAAUGUGAUAAUGAACCAAAUAUUAUGGAGAUUCAGGAAAAUAUCUAUUCACCCCUUCCAGAAAGACAUGAAAUUGUACUCUUUAAAUCAGUCGAGGACAGCCAAAAAAUGGUUAAUAAUGUAGCUAUUACUCCAAAGGAAUCAUUUAAAAUGAUUGGAACAGUUGAGACCGGCCAAAACUUUUCUAUUCAAAAAAGAUCUGUUAAAUCAUCAAAAACAUCAUCAAUUAUGGAUAUUAAUGGUUUGCUGGACCUUCAAUUAAGUGUUGCAUAUAAACUACAUGGCAUUUAUAUUGCUUUUAGGCAUCAUCCUACGAUUUGCAGAGUCAUACAACAACAUAUACACAAGUGGAGAAUACUUCAACAGCGUUCUUAUGUUGCAAUUGGAAAGUUUAAACAGACUUGUGAGUCUGUAUUAGAUGAACUUCCUGAUUUUCUACUAGCAGUUAAUACAAACGAACCAAAACUUGCAAUUGAACUUUUAUCACAUGUAAAGAGUUUGGUAGAUGUAACUCAAAAUGAUGUAGAAGAUAUUCAGAACUCCUACAACAAUUUUCUAUUUGAUUUAUCUAAUUUUGUUGAAUCUGUUAGGGAUAUUAAAAGAAUUACAGAAACAAGUGUUAAGAGUAAUCCCUGUGAAUUUGUGAAAGGAGGCAUUGAAAGAGAAGAGACAGAAGGAAGAGACACAUCAUCUUUAACUGGAGGAAAUGUUUCAAUUGUCUCAGAGAAAAGUAAGAACAUGAUGUAUGAUUCUCACGCAAGAAGUGACUUUGAAUUAUCUUCAAUGGACAUAAGUUCAAGUGGUUUUAAUACAAAUGAAGUUGAGAGUCUUUCAAGAUCUGGAUCAAAUACCAUGAGUAACUCUAAUUUUAAUUCUAGUAAUAAUGGUUCUGGUAAUAUGACAAAAAGUGAAUUUGAUCCAAGUAUAUUUAUUGGAUACAAUUCAGCAAGAGACCGAGUAAUAAGAAAGAUCACAGAAUUAUUUUCAAAUUCGGAGAUUAAUGCUUUAUUUAGCCAUUUGGGGAAUGAAGAUUCCAAUUCAAAGAUGAUGGACAUUGAUGAAAAGAAAAAAGUUAUUGAUGAAGAAAUAGUAGAGACACCUAAUAAUAAUAAUAAUAAUUUUGCAUCAGACUUAUCUAUUCAGGUCUCUGGGAAACCACAAUUUACCCAAAAUUCAUCAUAUAUCACUACUUCUUUAUCAAGCACUAGAGACUUACUUUUGGACUUUUUAUUCCUACCUGCUAGUAUAUGUGAUGUUCCUCCAACAGGAGUGGAGUCUCUACUUCAGGAAGGAGUGGAUUUUGGGCUUCCAAAUAUAUCAAGCUUCGAUAUAACAACGGAAAAACUUCAUAGUUUGAUAAAAGAUGAUGAAGGAAGAGAAUCUUCUGUAGGUACUGCUGAAGAUAUGAUGAAUGCUAAUAUGUAUAAAAUUGACAGAGAUCUCACUAACAACAAUGCAUCAGAAUUCUCAAUUAGAUCUGGAGCUGUGAAUUUUAACUCUUCAGAGAGGCCUGACACAAUUAUGAUGACAGAGGCAGGCAAAAUUGGGGUUAGAAACAGAUUGGAGAAUGAAAAAAUUGAAUCUGGAUUUAAUGGCUUUGAUGUUAUUACAGAGAAGAGUGGUAACACAAUCCCUGGAUCAAACUCAUCUAUAAUUUAUGAUCAAAAUGCCAUUAAAAGAAGAAAUGAGAAUCAGUUAAAGAUUUCAUACAUAUUAGUAAGAGUUUUAGCACAGCUUAGAAUGAUUGAGAGUAUUCUUGGAAGAUGCGUAGCUUUUUGGGGAAAUAUGAAUAUUAUGAUAGAGAAAAUUCUCCAACUAAGACAGCAUGCUGAGAGGCUCUUAGGAUUUACAGAAAAUCCGAUUUUGAGAACAAGGUUUGACGAGAGAGUUGAAUCCUACAGGGAUUUCUGGCAGGAGCUUAGGGAUAUUUGCGACUCUUACCUUCGCUCCUCCCAAAUUAGACAACUAAGUCUUGAGAAUCAGGUACAUGAACUACUUGAUACUGCCUCCAAGGUGGAUACAGUUUUCAACAUGAAUAUGAAAUAA
Molecule: messenger RNA, 2958 nt
Organism: Cryptosporidium ubiquitum
Lineage: Eukaryota; Apicomplexa; Conoidasida; Eucoccidiorida; Cryptosporidiidae
Product: protein kinase
Exons: 1
Coding region: 1-2958 (985 amino acids)
Biological process (GO): protein phosphorylation
Molecular function (GO): protein kinase activity; ATP binding
Source: RefSeq, a predicted model, not a curated record